CGACGAACAUUACUUUUUCGGCACUUUUACUUUUGACUCUCUCUCUCACUCAACAAAGCCCCGCCGCCCGCAAGGGCUCAUCGAACGACAAUGUCGCAUCAAAACGGCCUCCCCUACUUCAGCGCAGGGCCAGGCUACGCCCAGCAGCCAAGUCAGCCGCACCCUCAACCAUGCCCUCAGCCACAACCCCAGGCUGCUGAGGCAGAGGAUCCAGGGACAAUGUUGAACGUCUACCCAUUCAUGACUUAUGCUCCUACUGCUAGAGUUGCACAACAUCUCUCCUCUCAUUCUUUCCUCCCCCAACCUUCACCUACCGCCCAUCAAGUAUACCCUCAUUAUACUCAAAGCUUCGGGAGGAUAGAGCAACCUCUAACGCCAGGGGACUGGGAGAUGCGGCAGGCUGCAGAUAUGCGUGUAAGGGACGUACUGGAGGCGCAAAGACAGCAUGGCGGCAGCUACGGCUACAGCAACGCCCCAUUACUGUCUAUGCGACAAUAUAACUACAAUCAAGUUCCUCCCUCGCCUGUAUCCCAUGCCAAUCCAUACGGCGGCUAUCCGCAGCCUCAUUCCACCUCAUAUCCUUUUGUCCCGGCGUAUAUGCCGCCCCCAACACCUGUCUCUUCUGCUGGAAGCCGCCAUACCCAUCCCGCAACCCCCGAUUCCAUGACUGGGGAUUCCCCGGCCUCUGUACCAUCGGGGAAGGGCUAUUUUGAAGGCUUUGUCAAUAACACUUUGGCGAGGCACGUUUCACAAGAGAGACCCGCUCCUGCUCAAUCACAGAACGGGACUCCCAGUAACCUGCCUCGGCAUGUUAUUUCGCAAGAACAGCUCCGGGGAUACAACCAAUACCGGAGCUCGCCAGAGAUUCGACCUGCACCCCAAUCCCAGCCACCAAAUGGUCAAACGCCGCCACAAUAUCCCCCGCAAAUGUCGUAUUCGCAAUCCCAGCCUCUCCACCAGGCGCCAGGGAGAGUGCCAUUCCCUUCUCAGCCCAUCUUUCACCAAGGCGUGGACAAAUCUGCGACUUUCCCGCUAGUCCGGGGCAAAUCGCCCGCAAAGCGGCCAUCCAUAUCCUCCAUGGCUAUGCGAUCGCCUCAUCCAUCAUCGUCGGUCACCUCCACGCCUACGCACGAGCGCGUCAUGUCCUCUCCCUACCCUUCAUCUUCCCCUGAUCCUCUAGGGAUGCCGACACCAUCUCCAUCCAAGAGACCGAGGAAGAAUCGGACUUUUUCACCGAGCUUGGCGCGGUCGGGCAACCUGGCGAAUGAUAAUGCUAUGGGUAUUGACUCUUUGAGCAUGCGCGAAACGUCGGCUAGCGUGGCGUCUAGUGCGAACGGCGAAGAGCAGAAACAAAAGAUCAUGCUUCGUCUACCCAUGCACCUUGCCACCCCUCAACGUCCACCUGCCCCGGAAGAAGGGCAAGAUGAGGAUGCGGAAGGUGAUGAAGAAGAGGAUGGUGUCGAUUGGGGGGACGAUGGUGUGAGGGAUGCUGAGGGUGAUUGGCAGAUGGAAGAAGGGAAUUCGAGUGGGACUGUCUAUGGAGGCGCUGCUGGUGCGCAGAUACAGAUGAGUGGGAAGACAGGGGAACGGGAUACUAGGAACUCGUGGCAGAAGCUGCAAACUUUACUGGAAGAUAUCUCGGAAGAGAACGACUCGUUCACAGCCAACCCCACGCUCGAAGAUCUCCAGUCAUCCAACAUCAAGUUCUUUGGCCACGUUUCAAGAGACGGCUCACAAGCCUUACUCUCUCAGAAGACAAUGUCAAAGGUCGUUCGAUACGUCUUGCGGGUGCAGUCUGGCAAGAAACGCCCAGGUCAAGAAGCAAAUGGUCCAGAGCGAGUGUGGGAUGUUACACUUGUAUCCACCUUGUUGCGCUUGCUGGAGCGGAGUAUACGAGACGUUGAGAACAUUGUCGUCUUUCCCGAUGAUCGAAAGGCAGCUGUGGCUAUUGAGGAAAAGGCUGCCAAGAAGAAAGGCAAGGGCAAAGCUGGGAGUGCUUCGCCUGUCAAACCGGAGGACUCAGAAGUCAAAGCCGAAAUCCCUCUAGCAGACAUACAAGCUUGCGAGGAUAAGUUGAUGAGGGUCAAGAGAAGUGUUGCGGCCGCCGAGUGUAGUCUGAUAUUGCUCGACUCUGAAGGCAUAUCGAAGCAGCUGUAUUCAGAGGAGCUACUCUCGACGUGCGUAAAGACAGUGAAGGAUCAGCUGGAACAAGUCGUAUUGCCCGUCAUCCAGGGCCUUGCUGGUGACAAAAUUGGCUCUAGCUACCUUGCCCGGUUGGUCGAACAAGAGCACAAUGCCGUCGCACUCAAAUCAAAACUCCCCAUGCCUCUCUCCUCACAUUUCCACCAUCACACUAUAUCAGCCAUCGCCCAAUCAAUCUGUAUCACCCUUCCGCGCCUGACAUCGCUCAUCUCCAGAGACGACUUCCACUUCUCAGAGGGGCUACUGAUUCAGACAGUAUAUCUCGCGAAAGGCCCACUGUUUGUUGUGGACCCCGUGGUGGGCAAGAAGAAGGGAGAUAAGGACGGGAUGGCUGUGGUGAAGAGUAUGAGGAUGGAGGGUCUGAGCUUGUUGCGCGGAGUCUUUGCGAGAUACGAAGAGCAGCGCCAAUGGAUCAUCGAGGAAGUGCUUAGCUCACUGGUCGGUCAAGCGGGUCAAAGUCACGAUCAAGCUUUGUUCCAAUUAUCGAACGGCAAAUCUAUACACGCCGUCAGUGCUCUUCUGCUCCAACUUAUUCAAGCUUCUGCCUAUGGCGCAGUUGCGCAGGUGAAAAAGGUCCACACGGCUUCCACCGAGAUGGAAGUUCUCGACAGGCAAGAGACCGAAAAAGUUGACACUGUCGCUGAAGAGAGCAGAAUCUGCAGCGAGACCAUCGAGUCAGCUCUCAAGUCUGCCACAAUGGUGGCAGGCUACAUUCUUUCCAAGGCCACUACUACUCGAGCUACCAAGACGUCGCUGGACACCGACUAUAAGGUCAUUCUCAGCCUCUUCAUCAACGAUCUGCUUGCUGUCUUGUAUAGGCCCGAAUGGCCCUCUGCCUCUCUCUAUCUGAGCGUCUUCACGAAGAUCAUGAUCAACGCUUUAGACGAAAAGAAGACGGGGACCGAAGCCACUGCCGCGAAAGGUGUCGCGCUGGAUUAUCUCGCAGAUAUCGUGGCACGCCUGAAAAACCUCAGUAUCGAGAUGCUUGGCGAGAUUAAGGUCGCUACGAUCGACGAGGUGAUUUCGGAGGCCAGCGUCACUGGUCUGACCAGACUCAUCAAAGCCCAGGGCUCGAUUCGAGCAUUCCUCACCUCUGCUGCCCGAGACGACGGAUCUUUCGCUUGUUCUCUCGAUAUGGCUUCGAUCAUGUGGGCGCAGGAACUCCAAGCCGGCGUCAAGAAGACAGCCUCCGUGCUCGAAAAGUUGGCGAUAGAGAAGAACGACGAAACGAAGGAACUUGGUGACAACCUCAGGACAAUAGGCUCAAUGUUGAGCGACACUUUGAGAGGUGUCUGGUUGUCCGAUGAUAGCCUCUUUGAAGUAAAUGUACCCAAACAAGGCGAACAAGCCGUACAAGCGUCUAUCGCCGUUUCUCGCGGUAGAUCAUUACAAGGCGCCAUAGAUCCCAUAAUCCACACCUUGCUCUCUACAAUGAGCAAUACCAUCAUCGGUCUCCGAACCAAGGCUCUGAGAGGGAUUAGUUCCAUUGUCGUGGUUGACCCGGAUGUUUUGCGUUUGCCUCAAAUACGACACGCUCUAGAAGAGCGACUCUCGGAUGCGUCCCCUGGAGUACGAGACGCAGCAGUCGAGCUUGUCGGAAAAUACCUCAUCCAAAAACCGGAACUGGUCCCGCAAUAUUAUCAUCAAAUCGCUUCUCGUGUCAUGGAUACCGGCCUGAGCGUACGUAAACGAGUCAUCAAAAUCCUCAAGGGCAUCUUUGCGACCAUGGAGAAUAGAAAGAUGCAGGUCGACAUUUGCUGCCGGAUGAUCGCUCUCGUAGAUGAUAAAGACCCAGGUAUCAAAAGCUUAUCCACAAAGGCCCUUGUCGACAUGCUCUUCUCUGGAGAAGGCGGUGAUGCUGCUCGUUUGUUUGUCGAUAUUCUGAGCAACUACCGAGGGUCUUAUGAGGUCCUGGAGAAAGCGCUGGACGAGGUUUCUAAGGAAUGCGAAAGUGUCGGUCAGAAAGGUCGUUUCGGUACCACCAUUGACGACCUCAUCAACCGUCUCAUCGAUGCGACAGAGGAGAACGAUUUCGAUUCCUUGAGCCAUAUCAGGGCGAUCUGGCUCUUGGCUGAAAGUGACCCUUCUCAGAUCGACAUGCAAAAGGCAAAUGUCUUAUUAGGGUACUUGCGCCCUCCGGCCAAUGCCGAUGAUCAAGCAACCAACGAAUUGAUCCUCAAGGUCUUCCAGCGGUCUAUCCCUGCAAUGCCUCGAACGGCUUCGACCUUUGCAAACAGCCUUACAAAGACGUUGAUGCCGAUGAUCAGCAAACCUGCUGGUGGCUUCACCGCUUUGCGAGAGAUCAUCGGUUGCUUUUGCGCUGUCAUCAACCACCUCACCAAAGAUUGGCCAAAAGCCAUCAAUGUCCUUCGAGCUUGUGAGGGAAAGAUCAGAUCGGUCAGGCCGGGUGUCAAGAAUGGCUCUGUGACGACUUUGAAUCCGGCAAUUGCCAUGAUGCUGUAUAUAACUGCGCUUUUGGUCGAAGGUUGUAAUCUGGAUGAGAUUGCAAAGCAAGACGAUGCGAUUGACGCUCAGGUGAGAAGGAUCAGUUCCCAGCCUCUGGCUGUCUACUUCUUCGAGCUGUAUCUCGAUUUCGCAUCCAUGUCGACUCCUCAUUCUGCCCCUACCAUCUGUCUCGGUGCUCUGUUCCGAGCAUAUCCUUCUUUAUUGCAGCUCCCCGAGACGACUGAGUGGAUGGAAAAGACGUUCGAGUCCAAUGACAUGGACGGUCAGUGUCGAUUGCUGGGUGUCUUGCACCAAUUCCUGUCGUCAGAGGUAAAGAAGAGGGCAAGUGCGGGGGUGGCAAACAAGGAUGUGAGCUUGUUGAUUGGCAACUCCAAGGAGCUCCAGGACUCAGACUAUUCCACUGUGAUUGUGCAAAACAACAUUGAGCAGAUCUUCAAGUGUGCCAGGUCGCAGCAUGUGCCUACUCAGAAUGCCGCGCUCGAUGUUUUGACAUUUGUCGUCAAUCAAGGCCUCUAUUCGCCUGUCCAUACUGUGCCAAUCCUCGUCACCCUCGAAACUGCCGAAGAUCCAAUCAUCGCCGAACGCGCUCUUGCCCUCCACUCCACCCUCCACGACAAACAUGCCAACCUCAUCCAUGUCUUGUUUAUGGACUCGGCGAGAGCAUCGUAUCAAUAUCAGCGGGGCAUCACCGCCGAGCCUUCGGGCCAUCGUAAUAGGAUUGCGCUCUUGUCGAGUUGGUAUGAGAUGCUGAGUGAGAAGAGGACUUGGAGGCAUGAUUUUUUGAAAGCGCUUUGUCGGGUAUUCGAUAGCGAUUUGGACGCUGAAGUGGAUAUCGGAUUUGUCCUCUACAUUGCCGAGAAUUUGGCAACGAUGGAUUACAAGCUUCAAGAAGAACCCAUGACAGUCGUCCAAGCCCUCAGCAGGAUAGUCUCUACCUGCUCCCACCUUGCAACUCUCAUGGAGGAGGCCCACAUCGAUGCGCCGCCUGAAGAGUCUAUCGACGGACAAGCUAUCAAUCUCGGAAAACUGAGUGGUGAAACAAUCAAAGCAGGAAGACUAGCGGAUGCCAGUAUCAUUGUUGGUCUGGCGUUGACGCUGAAGAAUCAUCUGGUGUCUUUGUAUCAUCUUCAAGAAGACAAAUGUGCAGCUCAUGUACCAGGCAAAAAGUCGGCCACGGGGGACAAACCGACCCAGAGAAGAGGUAUUCAGGUGUUGGACCUCAAUAGGAUGCCGAUGGUUAGAGGUAUCACUACGGUGGGAGAUUUCAAACAGCAACAGACUGCCUUUUUGGAGUUGUUGAAGGAGGACGGGACAUUAUCUGAAAAUGGGGAUUAGGUAGGAGCAUACAUGGUGAUGGGGGUUGUUGUAUUUGUUAUGCUUUUCUGGGUUUUUAUCAUGUCGCAUUGUAUCUACAGAUUCUUAUGAAUUAGUCAUGUCUAGUGUUA
Messenger RNA from Cryptococcus amylolentus CBS 6039, 6113 nucleotides. RefSeq lists its product as hypothetical. The transcript has 20 exons. Gene Ontology annotation, biological process: establishment of protein localization to chromatin; replication-born double-strand break repair via sister chromatid exchange; establishment of mitotic sister chromatid cohesion. The record is from RefSeq and is a predicted model, not a curated record. NCBI's taxonomy places the organism in Eukaryota, Fungi, Basidiomycota, Tremellomycetes, Tremellales, Cryptococcaceae. Gene Ontology annotation, cellular component: Scc2-Scc4 cohesin loading complex. Gene Ontology annotation, molecular function: chromatin binding. The coding region runs from base 91 to 6003 and encodes 1970 amino acids.